CUCGACUGGACGGAACCAAACCCAGCCUGUCGGACGCUGAGGGGACAAGGACAACAAACGCAGCUACACCGAAAUAAACACAUAAAAAACAACAACAACCAAAUUACGGUCAUGAUGGGGAGGUUUUAUGAGGUGGGGCUUUUGUCUCUUCUUAUUUUGUCUCUCCUGAACACUGAAUCAACAUUGGCUAGAAAAGGUAGCAGCAGUAGCGGCAAGAAAACCUCAUCAACAAAGUUGGGUGGGACAAAGACAUCAAGCAGUCAGCCAGGAAACUACCCUCGACAGCCACAGAAUCCCAAUCACAACCCUAACCCGUACCCUCCUGGAGGAAGUUACCCAGGAACUGGCAACACUAAUCCGGGUGGAUAUCCCAGGCAAAAUCCAAGUCAUCCAGGGGCUGGAGGCUACCCACACCAGAAUCCUGGAGGCUACCCACACCAGAAUCCUGGAGGCUACCCACACCAGAAUCCUGGAGGCUACCCACACCAGAAUCCUGGAGGCUACCCUGCGGGUGGAUAUCCUGCAGGUGGUUAUCCUGCAGGUGGAGGAUAUCCUCAACAAAACCCUGGGAGAGGUAAUUAUCCUAAUCAGUACCCUCCUGCUGGAGGCUACCCAGCAGGAGGGAACAACCCCAACCAAUAUCCAGGCAGAGGAGGAUAUCCUAACCAGUACCCUGCUGGAGGAAGUUAUCCAAACACUGGAAGAAAUUAUCCCAAUCAGUAUCCAGCGGGUGGAGGCUUUCCAGCAGCAGGUGGCUAUCCUAACCAAUACCCAGGCAGAGGAGGUGGUUCUCCGUACCAGUACCCAGGAGGAGGUGGUUACCCAAUCAGGACUGGAAGUACAGGACAGGGUUGGGGAGCACCUGGUGCAGGAGGUUACCCCUACGGUGGAGGAGUUGGCGGCUCCCCUAACUGGAACCCGAAUAAUAAGAUCCUCAGUCCCAGGUUUGGUGGAGGAGGUUAUGGAUAUGGGGGCUAUGGUAGCAUGGGCGGGUCCCCUUUCUCUCGUUCUGUGCAGAGCAUGGGAUAUCAGCCCAAGUCGACAGGGUUUGCUAAAAAAGCCAUGCUGGCAGCAGGUGUUGGAGCUGUGGCUGGAAUGGCCGUUGGGUACGGGCUGGGGCGCUUCCCUCGCCCACAUUUCAGCUUCAACAGCCCACAAGAAGAAUACUACUACAACAACUACAUGUACAAUCGCUAUGGCACCAAGUCAACGGAUCAAAAAGAUUACGGGCGGGAUUACGUCUACAAGCCUCCUCCACGUGCCGAGUCCUACGAGGACUUCAUGAAGCGCUGCAUGAAUAGGACUGACCUUAAAGAGCAGGGCAGCAGCUCCUCCACCACUAAAGCAGGCACUGAUGAGGAGGAUAAUGACACGGUCAGCAUUGAGGAAAUUGGGUACCCAACCCUAAUUGACCAAGUGAAGUCGCGACGCUGCGUGGAGAUGUACAUGGCCUACUCUGAGCAGUUCAUGCAGGAAAAAAAGUUUGAGCCACAUGUUCAGCAGUCGCCCAAUAGCAGUCCUACGAGCUUCGGUGUGGUUCAUCUUUUCACUUCCUGCUUUGUGCUUCUGUCCAGCAUGCUCCUCCUGCAGUGAGGAAGAAGAGAAGCACACCUUUUGCGUACAUCCUAAAUGGAUUUCCCCUGCCUCUCGUUAUA
Molecule: messenger RNA, 1655 nt
Organism: Nematolebias whitei (Rio pearlfish)
Lineage: Eukaryota; Metazoa; Chordata; Actinopteri; Cyprinodontiformes; Rivulidae
Gene: prnpb
Product: prion protein b
Exons: 2
Coding region: 112-1593 (493 amino acids)
Biological process (GO): protein homooligomerization
Cellular component (GO): membrane
Source: RefSeq, a predicted model, not a curated record